Messenger RNA from Neurospora tetrasperma FGSC 2508, 1202 nucleotides. RefSeq lists its product as uncharacterized. The coding region runs from base 48 to 1034 and encodes 328 amino acids. NCBI's taxonomy places the organism in Eukaryota, Fungi, Ascomycota, Sordariomycetes, Sordariales, Sordariaceae. Gene Ontology annotation, biological process: mitochondrion organization. Gene Ontology annotation, cellular component: SAM complex. The record is from RefSeq and is a predicted model, not a curated record. The transcript has 2 exons.
UCGCAAUCCUACCACAUUGAUCGUACCAGGUCGAUUCGCAACCGACCAUGGCGACCACCUCCGCCGCCGCACCACCUCGAAAGUGGUGGCAGGUCCCUCGCCCGCUCCAGAAGGUCUUUGAUACAUUUCCUCUCCUCGCCUACGACGUCAACGCCCUCCCUGGUCGAGCACAGUCAGCCACUUCUGGCGACCUUCCUACACUUUAUGUCUUUUCAACUGAGGAGGAAGCGUUACUAGGGGCACCGAGCUUCAACCCUAGCUGUCUGAAGUGGCAGGCCUUCCUCAAGCUUGCCGGCGUCAAGUUCCAAAUCUUGCCCUCGACAAACCAUGCCUCACCUACCGGCGCACUCCCGUUUAUCCUUCCUGCAAGAUCGUCCCCUACCGAUGUCCCGUCGCCAAUUCCAUCUUCCAAACUCCACGGUUACGCCCUCAAGUACGGUACCUCCAACCCUCCAGAGGUGUCAGCUUUGAGGCUCGACGCCUACCAAGCCCUCCUCGAUGUCCCUAUCCGAAAUGUCUGGCUACAGGCUCUCUAUCGCGACCCUGAAUACACAGAUCUGCUAGACAGGUUCUACAUCACGCCAGCCUCCUCCUCUUACUGGGUGCGCGGCGCACUCAGGCACCAACUGCGUCGAGCAGCAGAGACCGAGAUCCUAAAGACCGGACCCGGUGGAGCUGCUUCUACGGCGAUCUCUUUACUAGUAGAUGAACACUCUGUGUACAGAGCGGCUGUCAAUGCGUUGGAGGCUUUGGCAACAUUGCUCUCGGAAAGUAAAACUGGGUGGUUCUUCGGAGCGGAGACGCCGUCAAUGUUUGAUGCAAGUGUUUUCGCUUACACGCAUUUGAUGCUCAAGUAUAUGAGCGACGCCGAGGGCGAAGUAGAGGGAGAGAAGGGUUACAUUUUGGCGUCCCGGAAGUUAGGGACUCUGGUUAGGAGUGCUGGAUCGGGAGAGUUGGAGCAGCACCAUCGCCGUUUGUUCGAGCUGCUUUGGCUGGCAGAUUCAAACGCUGAAUUGUUAGACGCAAAGGCUUGAGGGAACAAGCUGCUGCAAGUACAGCUACAAGCUUGACAUGGAAACGCAUGACGAAGGCUACAACAAAAGUAAAUUGUACAACGUUUGUAAGAUACACCGGAUAAACAGAGGGCAACCUUAUAGAUAGAUACCCCGAUGAACCUUGUUGUCAGGUUGGUUCAACAACCG